Cloeon dipterum is the source of this 3445-nucleotide messenger RNA. RefSeq names its product UDP-galactose transporter senju (gene senju). Gene Ontology annotation, biological process: pyrimidine nucleotide-sugar transmembrane transport. Gene Ontology annotation, molecular function: UDP-galactose transmembrane transporter activity. Lineage: Eukaryota; Metazoa; Arthropoda; Insecta; Ephemeroptera; Baetidae. The record is from RefSeq and is a predicted model, not a curated record. Gene Ontology annotation, cellular component: Golgi membrane. The transcript has 6 exons. Bases 325 to 1434 code for a protein of 369 amino acids.
GUGCACUUUGCGCCUUGCUCUGCGUCAAAAUGCAAAAUGUAGUGUCGACCAAUAUUAUUGAUGUGCUGAUGUUUUCCGCUUUUAAACUGGAUUAAUCGAUAAAAUUAGCCAUCUGAUCAACAACUGUGUGAUGCUGCAAAACGAAAGCAGCGAAUUUUUCGAGGACGGGUCAAGGAAAGCUGCUCACUUUCACCGGUAGAUCGAGGCAGAAGAUGCGCCUAUAAGUUGUUUGCACUGCGUAUAUUUACUCCCCGAGCUUGAGUCGUUGUACAACAACAUUGGAGAACGCAGUUUGCCGGUCUAGUUGGCUCACCACAGCUUCAAAUGAAGAGUAAAAUGAGUGGAAUGCACUCCAACUGGAGUGAGAUGUUCCCCACAAAAGUCAGCGCCCUGAUUUUUGUCACCUACAUGGGCCUGUUCAUAAACCAAGGAAUCUUGGUGACUGCUUCUCAGAGCUCUACCAGCGAAUACAAUUACAAUACAGUUACUGUGGUGUUGCUGACUGAAGUUCUCAAACUGUUCGUCUCAAUCGCUCUCUAUUGCAAAGAUGCCUCCUUCCCGUCUUUACUAUAUGAAGUCAAGAAAUAUUCCAGAGUGAUGAUGCUUUACUUUGUGCCUGCCUUUAUGUACUGCCUGUACAAUAACCUGGCUUUUGUUAAUUUGGCUACCUAUGACCCGACAACAUACUAUCUGUUGCUGCAGUUUCGCGUUGUAAUCACUGGAGUAGUAUUUCAAGUCUUGUUCAAAAAACAGCUUAGCUGUAAGCAAUGGAUCUCGCUUCUGCUGCUGACGUUGGGGUGCAUGAUUAAACACAUUGACAUUGGCAACGCUGGCCAUGAGGCCACCAAAGGUACUGACAAGAUUGCAGAAUCAAGCUUCAGCAGGGAAAUCAGCACACUCUUCAUCCUUGUGCAAACUGUAUGCUCGUGCUUUGCGGGGGUGUACAAUGAGUUCCUGCUAAAGGGCGAGGGAGCCCAGGUCAACAUCUACGUGCAGAACGUGUUCAUGUACAUCGACUCGAUCAUCUGCAACGCAGGCGUGCUGAUGGUGCAGGGAAACCUGCAGGAAGCUUUCCAGCCCGACGCGCUAGCGGCCGUGCUGCGGCCAACGGUGCUCUUGAUCAUGCUGAACAACGCAGCCAUAGGAAUCAUCACCAGCUUCUUCCUGAAAAAUCUCAACUCGAUCGUGAAAACUUUCGCUAGCGCGCUUGAACUCAUGUUCACAGCUGUAUUUUGCUGGCUCCUCUUUGGCAUUCCAAUUCAUCUGAGCACUGUGCUCGCCAUCGCUGUGGUCUCUUACUCUGUGAUGAUUUACUCACAAAAUCCCGUCGUCAACCAGACCCCCACCAGCACGUCCGCACAGUCCCUCAAAGAGCCCAUGAUCAAGGAGCCCUUGAUCAAGGAACCUUUGAUCAAGGAUCUUGAGGAGGUCUAGAUUCCUUUCGCCAAGUAUUGUUCCCUCCCUCUAUGUCUCGUUGGUCAGUAGCUAGAAUGUUGCUCAAAUAGCUGAAACUUAAGCCUAAACUAUGAGUUUGUAAAUUGCUCCUGUCAAGUGGUAGAAGAGAUUUGCCUUAGGGUAUGCAGUUUAGUUGUAUCCAAAUACCAAAGCCAUCUCUAGAUUUGUUAAAAUUCCUCUCUGGUCGGUUUAUAAUAUACAUUGAAACUUUGACACGCUGCUCAAAGAGUCAGUUUGCAGUUGAAGCAUAACAAUGAUACUAAUUUGUGGUUUUCAAUUAUUUUGUAUUUAAAUUAUUCAAUUGGAAUAAAAAUUUUAAUAGGACCAUCAGCAAAAAAUUGCUUUGGAUACCACUGCCUAUACCAAAGGUGAAUUUAUAGUGGGAUUUAUUUGCCUCACCAAUAAAUAUAUACACACACCAUACUUUUAUCUAAUUUUUGAUAGAAGUCUACAAGUCUUAAGUAAUGUUCUGUUUGAGCAACAUGCCCCCGCUUUUGCUGCUGUGUGGUUCUAUACACCAUCAGACCUUGCUUACUAUGCUUGCUCCCAUACUGCAUAUGAGGUGGAAUUUUCACCCCUAAACAAGUCGUCUAGCCAUAAUUCAUGGAAUUUGAUCUUUACAACUUCAUAAUACUAUACAUUAUUAUGAUAUAUACGAUAAUUACUACUCUAUAAUCUUGAUAAACCCAUUGGCUCCUCGCGCAAGUGUUUUUUACCGUGAAAUCGAGACUUUCGGUAGCUGGUGAAUUUACUGUUGCAUUGCUGGGGAACCUCGAAUGCCACACACACUCACCCAAUUUACACAGGAUACACACUUUGCUAGAAUAAUAUGCACUCAAUACACCCCAACUUCCUUUGAUAAUCAAAAUUUUUACAAAUAUUGCAACACGUCAAGUUGUAAAAAAAACCAAAUGAACAAAUAUUGCCAUCUAGCAACGAGUUUGGUAAAUGUGCAAAUUAGAAGAACCCUUUACUUGCAGGACCGUUUGAGUGCAAAUUAUUGCAAAUGUUUUGCCCCAAAAACGUGUGAUUAUAUUAUGGUUAUACACAUCCAUGUCAUGUUACUUCAGUACAUAGAACCAUAACUCUGUAAAGCUUUCGAAUUCACUCUUCUCACGUUCUCUCAAUCCAGUCCAAAACUAAAAAUUUUCACAACCUCAGGCCUACUGAACCCAAGAACGAGGCUGAAAAGGAAGAAUUUUGUUCCAAAUCAAGUGCAUUAUUGUCUGACUUAAGGCUUGCAACUGAAGAUAUUUAAGAUUUAAUAAUACUGUAAGGUUGAGAAGGAUAAACGGCGCGUAAUUUUUAACCAGGAGGAUUGCCUGAAUGCAAAAGCUGACUGGUUUCAGCAAACAGCGGACGUUUGCUACGAGUGUUCGCGUUUUUAUUGAUCGGUAGUGAUGACAAGGCAAUACUAACACUUCUCUCUUCAGCUGCUUGGAAUCUCAUUUUGACGAACUCAUCUUGUGCCAAAUAUGAUUUCUGUCCUUUGCCCUGACCAACCGUUGUACAGCAACCCAAUAUAGCCACACAAAUUCAUUCACGAACUCUCUUUCACGCAUCAAACUUAAAAGAUUAGUGGUAACUUUAAACGAAGAACUCGAUGAAUCAAUUGUAUGCUGUAACUUGUUUCUACUUACUUAUCGCACACUUCUUACUAGAGAUUUGAGCACAAAACUCAAACUAAGAGUGGAUAUUCACGUUUAAUGCUUGGUAGUUGUCGAGCAUAAUAAUUGUAGAUUCUCAAGUGUUUCACUACAAAUUUGUUAUCCGUCUAUUCCAAGUCAUAAUUAUUUAUUUUCAUGUACAAAUAAUGCAUUAAUUUUUGCGUUUGUUUAAUUUCUCAGAAAUCUCGAGCAUUAUCAAAUGCUCAAACAGAACUCGCAUCCUACACUCUAGUCGAACGUUGUUUUACUUUUAAGAUACUGUCAGUGAAAUACUGACUCCAUGUCAGUUCAUGCUAAACCAAAAUAAAUUUGAAAUGUUAAAA